UUUUGUUGCCGCUUCCGCCGCUUCCGUCCUCUUCGGGUCCACUCCGGCCACUCCAUUAAACCAGUCGUAAUCGCGUUCCAGGCACUGUACCUGUACUAAUCCAUAUAUUUAAUUUGCAAACAGGAGCGGCGCGUUAUGCAAGGCCGUAGCAAAUGAUUAAGUAGCACUGCGGAAACGACAGCAAGGUAAAGGUGCGGUCGGCCUCCGUGAGCUCCGUCGUCUGUCGACGAGCGUCGUCACGUGGUCAGGUUAGACGACGGGAGGUGCAGUAAGGCGGGAAUUUUGAAUUUUUGUGUCUGCUAGCUCUCGUACUUCGAUGCGAUAUCUGUCCCAACUGCUGCGGACAGCACUAAAGCGCUACAUCUGCACCACUGCCACGAGGAUGGAGCAAGGCGAAGCGGCCAAAGCCUUCUGCAACAACGGACUCGUUUGGAUUGACCUCGAGCUCACAGGGCUUGAGUUGGAGACCUGCAAGAUUAUGGAGAUUGCCUGCCUGGUGACUGAUGGUCAACUUAACCUUCUGUCGGAGGGUAUCGACAUCGCUAUUCAUCAGCCUGACGAAGUCCUUGAAGGCAUGAAUGACUGGUGCAAGGAACAUCAUGGCAAGUCGGGGCUGACGCAGGCGUGCCGUGAGAGCAGCGUGAACGUGGAAGAGGCGGAGCAGCGGGUGCUCUCCCUGGUGAGCCAGCUGGUUCCUCCGGGGAAGUGCCACCUGGCGGGGAACACCGUCUACAUGGACCGGCUGUUCCUGGCCCGCUACAUGCCCGAGCUGAACUCUUACCUGCACUACCGCAUCGUGGACGUGAGCACCGUCAAGGAACUCUGCAGACGCUGGUACCCGAAGGAAUACUGGGAUGCUCUGAACACAAAAACAGGAUCCCACAGGGCCCUGGCUGACAUCAAGGAAAGCAUCGAAGAGCUCAAGUUCUACCGGCAGAACAUAUUCAAACCAGCGGAUUCAAAAUAAGACUGAGCCUUUGUUCUUUUCCUUCCUCCUCUCACCUACAGGACUUCUGUUCAGUCCUGGUUUUCUUGAAUAUAUGAUAUGCAAAACUGUUCGAACGUCUGCCAAAAGUCUGCGCGAUGCCAUCUUUGUUAGGUCAAGAUUCGUCUGCUGUUUGUCAGGUCCGUAGCGUCGUCGGUAACAAUUGAGGCCUCCUGCUCACCGUCAUCGAUCCUCAACC
Molecule: messenger RNA, 1184 nt
Organism: Ixodes scapularis (black-legged tick)
Lineage: Eukaryota; Metazoa; Arthropoda; Arachnida; Ixodida; Ixodidae
Product: oligoribonuclease, mitochondrial
Exons: 6
Coding region: 317-967 (216 amino acids)
Cellular component (GO): mitochondrion
Molecular function (GO): 3'-5'-RNA exonuclease activity; nucleic acid binding
Source: RefSeq, a predicted model, not a curated record